This is a messenger RNA of Callithrix jacchus (white-tufted-ear marmoset), 4503 nucleotides long. Lineage: Eukaryota; Metazoa; Chordata; Mammalia; Primates; Cebidae. The record is from RefSeq and is a predicted model, not a curated record.
UGGGAGCACCAGGAGCCCGAGCUUGGAGCGGGACCGUACAGAUUGUUUUUAGAAAAUGGCAGACAAACCAGAUAUGGGAGAAAUCGCCAGCUUCGAUAAGGCCAAGCUAAAGAAAACGGAGACGCAGGAGAAGAACACCCUGCUGACCAAAGAGACCACUGAGUAGGAGAAGCGGAGUGAAAUUUUCUAAGAGCCUGGAGGAUUUCCUGCCCCCAUCAUCUUCAAGACCCUAGUCCUGAUGUGGAGGAAGAGCCACCUGCAAGAUGGACACGAGCCACAAGCUGCACUGUGAACCUGGGCACGCCGCACCGAUGCCACCGGCCUGUGGGUCUCUGAAGGGACCCCCUCAAUCAGACUGCCAAAUUCUCUGGUUUGCCCCAGGAUAUUAUAGAAAAUUAUUUGUAUGAAUAAUGAAAAUAAAACACACCUUGUGGCAUGGCAAAAAAAAAAUUAUAUGUGCUAUAAGACAUGAUAAUUUGACAUUAGCAUUUUAGGCAAUGACAUAUCUACCAAUUAAUUCAACAUUUCUAGUCAUAGACUAGCAUACUGGGCAAACUUGAGUUACUUGCCAUGUGUGGACAAGCCCCAAAUGCUUUGUUAUGCAAGGAAUGCCAAAUAAGACCUUUUAAACAUUUAGUCUUGUGGGUGUGCAUACUGCUUCCAAGUUUUGAGGUACUCUCAUAUUCAGUUUGUGUUUAAACUUAAAAGUGUAGUUCCAUACUCGGUUUUUAAGUGCAGCUUGAGCAAAUAAUAACCAUAACCCCAAAAAGUUGAUGAAUACAAUGGUGCAACAAGAACAUACCAUCCAGAGAAUGACUCCCUCUUCCAUCACACACUUAAGUCUACUCCUCCUCCUUUGGUGAAUAAGUCUUUUUUUUUAGACGGAGUUUCGCUUUUGUUACCCAGGCUGGAGUGCAAUGGCACGAUCUCGGCUCACCGCAACCUCCGCCUCCUGGGUUCAGGCAAUUCUGCCUCAGCCUCCUGAGUAGCUGGGAUUACAGGCACGCGCCACCAUGCCCAGCUAAUUUUUUGUAUUUUUAGUAGAGACGGCGUUUCACCAUGUUGACCAGGAUGGUUUCGAUCUCUUGACCUCGUGAUCCACCCACCUCAGCCUCCCAAAGUGCUGGGAUUACAGGCGUGAGCCACCCCGCGCCCGGCCGAAUAAGUAUUUAUUAUAUCAACUCAUUGGGUAUUACUUAUUUAAGCUUGUUUUUAUUGCUCAAUUGCUAUUUUUUCCUAUCUGUGAAAGUUGGGCAUCUUCAGUUGGGAUGCAUUAAACUUUCCCCUGUUAAUAUUCAUGAGUUUUUUUGGUUUGGUUUUGUUUUUCAUUUAACAGAUCUUCACUUAGUGGAAGGGCUUUCAGGGUCAAAUUAAAGUCCUUAAGAGAAAUACGUUUCAGGAAAGGAAAUGUAAUUACACGACCUGGAUCAGCAGUGAAUAAUACAUGGUCCAAGUCAUAAAAACAACAAAUAUGAAUUGAAUAAAAAUAUGAAUUGGGCCAGGCACAGUAUAAAAGAAGUGACUUAAGCUAUGCCAGGAAAAUGAACAAAGAAUUGUAUUCAAAGGGUGCUCUAACAUAACUGUCUUUGUAUUCCUUAUUAGAAAGUCAAUAUGUAAUAUAUAAAUCUGAAAUAUCAAGAAUAGCAAUAUAAACACGUUAUUUAGAAAAAUGGAAGUAAAUACUAAAAAAACAUCCAAAGCAUUGAACGUGCUUGCCUCUGGAAAUGAGCACUGGGGUGAAAGAGAGGCAGAAUACUGCUUUUCAUUAUGUUUUAUAGGACUGUUUGACUUCCUAAAGUAAUAACUAAGAAAAAUUAAAAUUACAUUUAAAAAGGCAAUAAGUAUUCAUUGGAGAAAACUUGAAAAAUACAAAAAAUGGAAAGAGAAUACAAUAAAAGUCAUUUAUAAUAUAUCUCUACCCAGGAAAGCUGCUGAAGAAACAAUUGCAGGUUAGUUUUGAGUUUUUCUACUAUACAUACAUAUGUUCACAUUUUUAAAAUAAAAGUGAGAUAGUACUGUAAAUAUUGUUUUGCAACCUGCAUUUUUUUCCUUAUGGUAAUUAUGGCAAAUUUUCCUAUAUUAAUAUUCAUUGACUACAUCAUUUUAAUGGCUAUAUAUUCCCCAUUAUGUAAAUACACUAUCAUUUAUUUAAUUCAAUCUAACAUUAACAUUAAGUAUUCAACCAGCAUAAUUCUUCCAGCAAACAAAUGCAACGUUUAAUUCUUUUGAAAAGAUAGCAGAAAGGGAUUUUCUCUACCCUUUGCUCAAUUGUUGUCGAUAGUUUGUAUUUUGCUUUGCUAGCAAGGCUGAGAUACUUGACUUGCUCUGAGAUUUUCCUCUGACAAUUCACACCCCUUUUAAAAUUCUCUCUUCCUUUAAAAUUGUAAAAGGAAUGUGUAUGUGGCAAAUAGAUGUUCUCGCCUGAUAGUGACCAUUUUCUCAUCUUUAGGGAAUAGCACCUCGAUUUUUCUUCCUGGAAUCCCUUCUCCUUCUCAGGCAAUGCUCAGCCCUUGUGGUUUGGGUAAAACUGACUCCACCUCGGGUCCAGGGUGACCAUAUGAUCUCACCUCAUAGUUCAUCCCUCAGCCUAGUUCAUCUUUCCAGGCUCCAUGAACAGUUCAGAGAUGGACAUAUGGUCAGAAAGGAUUCAACAGAGUCAACACCAUGGCUUUCGGUGGAAACUUUAGGGAAGGAGUUUUCUCUUUCUUUUCACUGGGAUGGCUGAGCAGACAAAAGUUUCAGUGUGAGGUGGCUGGUGGCCAUUUGCCACUGCAAAGGAAAAGCCUUCCUGAGAAUUCAGCCAAAGAGUAAUAAAGAUGACUGAGAGGUUUUAAAAGGCAGAAUCAUAAUGACACCUUUUGAGCACCUGGAUCCAGCACUCCCAGUCAGUUACAUGAACUAAUACAUUUCCUUUUUUCCUUAAUCUCUUUUGAGUUGGGGUGCUGUCGUCUGCAAGUGAGUAUAUAUGUUCAUAAUAUACUCUCGAAGUCAAAUAACUCAAACAGUAUUGGUAAAAAGUGAAAAUUAAAACUUCCCCUUUUCUUCCCCAAACUAUCAGUCCAAACUCCCCAGAGACAAUUACUUCUCAUGGUUUCUUAACCAUGCUUCCAAAAUGUGUCUUUGCAUUUACAAAUACACCAAUUUCUAAUUUUUGAAAUAUACAAACAGGAUUAUACUAUCUAUAGUAUCCUGUAACUUCUGUUUUCUACCUCACCAUGAGGAAAGAAGAUAUCUUGCCUUGUCCAAAUAUAUAUAUAUUUACUUCAUUUUCACUAAGACUUUUUUUUUUUCUUGAGAUGAAGUCUCGCUCUGUUGCCCAGGCUGGAUGGAGUGCAGUGGCAUGAUCUCAGCUCACUGCAACCCCCACCUCCUGGGUUCAAGUCAUUCUCCUGCCACAGCUUCCCAAGUGGCUGGUACUACAGGCAGGCGCCACCAUUCCUUUUUAAUAGAGACAGGACUUUACCAUUUUGGCUAGGCUGGUCUUGAACUCCCAACCUCAAGUGAUCUGCCUGCCUUAGCCUCCCAAAGUGCGUGAGCCACUGUGUCCGGCCAUUUUUCCUAAGACAUUUACUUAUAUUUUUUCAUUUUGCAAAGGAGUAUUAGUGUAUUGUAUGGACAUCCCAUAUUCUAACCAGUCCUGUACUGAUGGCCGUUUAGGUUUACUCAGUUUUUCACCAUUAAAAACAGGUUGUGAUGGGUGUUAUUCUUUUACUGCUUUGUGCAGCAAAUCCACAAAGCCAGAGAAGUUUAUGCUUCUGGCCCCUUCUAGCCCAGGCCCCUUCCAGGGAGGUUGCAUUUCAUUUGCUGCCACGGGAUUCAGGUAUGUGAAUGCCAGCUGCACAAGGUAAGAGUGAUAUCAGUAAUAGCACUACUGCCCUGUGCCAACUCACAGGGGUCAAGAUCCAAAGUUGCAGGACCCUAGGUCAUGUAUCAGUAAAAACGUGUCUGAGGACAACAGGUGCAGAAUUACACGGAAGUCAAAGAGACCUGGUUUGAAAUGUGCGAGGAGCUAUUCUGGGGAAAGUUCUAAUUGUCAGAGGUAUGAAAAGGCCUUUGAUUCUCACAAAAGUCUACUAGAAACAUAAUAAUUCAGCACAUACAACAAAAAAUGCACUAUAUGUGUUUUUCUUUUUUGACAAGAAUAAGGGAGAAUAAAAUUUAUGAAGAUUUCUGUCUUUGUAGGGGUCAAAUCUGCAGCAAUACCACAAGCAGCAAGUCUAUGUCUAUACAAAGUGGCAUGUUUUCUCAUCACGACUAUCAGUAAUAAAGAACGAAUGUCAAUUUACUGUGCCACAGGAAAGACUGAACUAUCUUCCUACUCUCUUUACGAAAAGUGAUAUUUCAAAAUUGUUGUCAUAUGAAUCAGAAGCAAUCAAAGAAUAUGCAGCCAAAAAAUAUAGGAAAAAAGGCAUUGUAAAAGCACAUGAGGCAGUAAAGUAAUAAAAAUAUUAUUUUUCUGAAUUUUGUGAUCAUGGUAUUUGGUAGCUUUUUAAAAUGUGUGAC